AUGAAGAGGUCGAAAAAGUACCUAAAAUCGGAAUCUGGAUAUCUUAUGGGGAGUGCAUGUAUAAAUUAUCAAGUAUUUUCUUCGAAUAUGCCAAUGCCAACUGCUGUUGAACGUGCCAAAGACAUGACCAAUAUAGAAGAUUUAGUUGUUGUUGUAGGGCAUAGCCGUCAUUC
This is a messenger RNA of Dentiscutata heterogama, 173 nucleotides long. The record is from the annotation of a GenBank genome assembly. Lineage: Eukaryota; Fungi; Glomeromycota; Glomeromycetes; Diversisporales; Gigasporaceae.